AUGACAUCUUUAACAGUAAAUUUCAAUCACGGCAUUGAGGUUAUGCAGACGAGAUUUGCCUCGUUGCAAAAAAGAUACUCGCAAUACUUGGAUUUAAGCUUAAAAAUUAAAACUUCACCCGACAAGUUCACUGCACGAAGUAAAGAUGGUUCACAUAUUACCGUUGAAUUGGGGGAUUCGUAUUUUGCAGACCUGACUGUCCAGGAAACACUGGAUUUUCUUGAUCGGAGAAUAGCUGUUAUUGAAGAUGAUAUGAGAAUCGAACUUGAACGGCUUGCACUGGCCCGAAAGGCUGUUAAAGAUGUCGAGAGACUCGCAACUGGUACGGAACAGUCCGUUCUUGUCCAAUCUAUUAACACCGAAAAAAGUGGUAAUUCUACUCCAGUGGCACGAAAUACAGCAGAAGUCAAGACAAAAGAAGAGACUAAGAGCUCUCAAAGUCACGAGAAACUCAGCAAAUCAAAAGGUAUUCUAAAGACCGAUAAUUCAGUCAAGCCGACAAUUGCUACAACAUCCACACACUCGUCUUCUUCAUCUUCUUCUAGUGCUAAAGCUGCACCUGCGCCAUCUAUAACUUCAUCUUCAACUCCUAUUACACAAAAUAAAAAUGUCCCGCUGGCCCCUUCCACUGUUCAAUCGGCCACGCCUGCAUCCAGCACCAGUUCCAACUCUAGCAUCGCUUCAGCCGACUCCUCUGACCCCUACCAAAUCGAUGAUUCCGAGUUUUUCACCUCGGAAGGAUUGCCAAUGAUGGACAUUCGAGAAGAGCUCGACGAAGAUGGAAAUGUCAUAUCUUCUUCGGUUGAACCUCAAAACAAAAACCACGAGCUGAGAGCUUUUGCACAGGACCAUCUCUCUCGAAUAAUUCAACAACGGGAAGACGAGCUGAGCAGACUGACAGAGAAAGAUAAUAUUACUAAUGGAGACCGUAUAGUUGAGCUAGAUAACUCAUCACACGCUGCCUCUGCAGAAAAGCCUGUGUAUGGUCCAGAGCGACCUCCAGCCAACACACCUAAGGUGUUUGGAACUAUAGUCAAGAACUCUGGGUCAAGUAGUGGAAGUAGUACAAAGUCCAAUUCCACUACUGCCAAGCUGAAAAAAGAAGAGGCUACUAAGAUUGUAAAGCCCAAGACUGAAAGCAUAGUUCAAGCGUCGACCUCAGAUAGCAGUCCAGAAAAGAAGGCAAAUGCCAGUCACGGCUCUGAACCUGAAGUUUUGAGUGAGUCUCAAGAUACAAGAGAGAUUGCUGAACAUGUAGAUACUGCUGGGUCAGAGAACUCUAGUACAAAUUUGAUUCACCCGGAGCAUAUGUUGGAGUUAGAAUUGAUUGCUGAUCAGCUCAAUGAUGAGGAAGACUACUCUGGCGAUGAACAAUAUGAAGAAGAUGAGGAGGGUGAAGAAGAAGAAGAAGAUGAUGAUGAUGAUGAAGAUGAAGAUGAGUAUGGCCGCACACGAGGAAGUCUAUUCCCAUUUGCGAAACCCCCCGCUGAAGCUUCCGGACAGACCGAUAAAAAGAAAGUUAACUUCUCUCCCAAUCUUGAAAUUAAGACUUAUAACAUUGGAGAGAGAAUAAACCAACCGGAUAAUGAUGGCUGGGAAGAUGAGGAAGAAGAGCCGGUCGCAAAAGAAAAAGUUUCAAGAUUUAAAGCUGGACGCUCCAGUCUCAAAGGCAAGGGAAAGUUGAAGCUGACAAAAGGAUAUGAAGAUGCAACAGUAAUUUCGUCUAAUGCGGUUCGUCCUGUGUCAGAUGUUACUGAGAGACCUGUUUCUGAUAUUGUGGAAAGACCUGUUUCUGAUAUUGCGGAAAGACCAGUAUCUGAUAUUGUGGAAAGACCUGUUUCUGAUAUUGUGGAAAGACCUGUUUCUCAGAUUGUGGAAAGACCAGUUUCUGAUAUUGCGGAAAGACCAGUUUCUGAUAUUGCGGAAAGACCAGUAUCUGAUAUUGUGGAAAGACCAGUUUCUGAUAUUGUGGAGAGACCAGUGUCUGAUAUUGUGGAAAGACCUGUGUCUCACAUAGUAGAGCGACCUGUAGAACGUCCAGUAACCCAGGAAGUUAGCAAACCCAAGGUUAAUAUCGGGCCAUCUGUAGCCAACCGUCGGAUUUUCCAGCAACCAGUAAUCAAGAGAGGCCCACAAAAGGCGGUUCCCAUGAAUCCUAGGGCAGGACUUAGCCUACCGGAGGAGGAAGAUGAUACCCCAGAGACGAGUGGGUUGGCUACUACUCCCGCCAAUAGACCGUUUCGUGAUGAUAUUUACGAUUUGGCGGCCGAACACUUUGACAAAGCACUUAUCCCAGAUGAGGACUUUUUGGCCUUGCAUGACAGAGAGGGAUUUGAUGACGUUGAUGACAGUGAUGACAGCCAGGCAGAAGAAAACGUAGAGAGGCCAAUUCUGUCUACUAGUGUAUACGAGAGAGACCAAGACGAAAACGAAGCCGAUGAUGAUUUGGACGAUGAAGACUAUGAUCAAAAAAUAUCAAGACGAGAGAUUGCUGAAGAAUACCAGCGUUUGAGACAGAAACUUAUUGGCUCGUCUGGUGGCUUCAAGAAGACCGAUCAGGAGCAGAUUUUUGAGCCUCUUAAUGAAGACGGCACAGAAGUGAAGGUAAGCAGGUUCAAAGCUGCCCGACUGGCCAACCGCUACCUUCCCACUGAGUAA
Molecule: messenger RNA, 2658 nt
Organism: Sugiyamaella lignohabitans
Lineage: Eukaryota; Fungi; Ascomycota; Dipodascomycetes; Dipodascales; Trichomonascaceae
Exons: 1
Coding region: 1-2658 (885 amino acids)
Source: RefSeq, a predicted model, not a curated record